AUGACAUUUGGGACUCUCUUCACCACUGCGGAAAACUCUCGCUCCAUCGCCAUUAAAGCGAUUGCGAAGGCUCAUAAGCUAGAACUCAACAUUGUCCAUGCCAACCUCGGCAAUCCGAGUCCUGAACACUUAGAGGUGAACAGGCUCGGCAAGAUUCCCACCUUUGUUAGUGAUGGGGGCUUCGUUUUAUCCGAGUGUAUUGCCGUAGCACUCUAUUUUACAUCUCAGGACGAAAAUACAACUCUCCUAGGGAAGAAUAAAGAGGAAUAUGCAUCCAUCGUAAGGUGGAUGUCCUACUUCAACACUGAGAUCCUCAUUCCACUGGCCGACUGGUUUCGGCCUUUGGUUAGCAAGGCACCUUAUGGCAAAGAGUCAGUAGAGAAGAGCUCCAAAGCAACUCUGAGGGCCGUGAAAGUGGUUGAAGAGCACCUUGAAAAUCGUACAUUCAUUGUUGGUGAAGUUCUUAGCCUAGCUGAUAUUUUCUGUGCCGGCCUUCUCUUCCGCGGCUUUCAGUUCUUUUUUGACAAAGAGUGGCGACUGGAUCAUCCCAAUGUGACUCGUUGGUACGAGAAUACUACAAGCCAGCCUAUUUACUCUGAUGCCGUUCCUAAGUUGGAGGUUCUUGAGAAGCCGGUGUUAACAAAUAUGCCCCCUUUGAAGCCAUUUGUUCCUAGUUUGGCUGCUGUUUUCGACGUUCCGAGUGUCAGGGAUUAA
Molecule: messenger RNA, 714 nt
Organism: Clonostachys rhizophaga
Lineage: Eukaryota; Fungi; Ascomycota; Sordariomycetes; Hypocreales; Bionectriaceae
Source: the annotation of a GenBank genome assembly